UUUGGCCGCCUUGGAGAGGAGGGUUACGAGUUCAUCGAUGAACUUGCGACACAUGCCGUGGGAGGAAGGGACGGAGGAACGAUGGCUCUGAAAGGAGUCUUCAAGGAACGACUUCUUCAGAUCGUUUCGGUGGCUACACAGGUGGCCAUAUCUCGGCGAGUGCAGAGGUACAAGCUCGCAUUGCGCGGGCGUCAAGACGCCGAAAACAGGCGAACAAGAUCGACCUCGGACCAGUCAACGCCAAUGAUAUGGGGAUGGAGUGUAGACGCAUCGUAGAACGCGUUUUCGUUUGAAGUUGACGUCUUGUUUGAGAGUAGAUGUGACAGAUUUGCGUAGAAUAGGGUAAGAUGUUAUCAUGAACGGAGAUGAAAGGGCUUUUCCAACACGGAGAUGUAGCAUGGAUCAAAGCAUUUGUUGGAUUUCAGCUUUUACAAGCGGACAUCAACGCAGUAGUCUAGUAUUUUAGCAAGCUUACGAACGCAUAUAGGAUACCAUCAGGAUUGUCAUUGGUAAGUUGAAGAGGAGAUACUUUUACGAUGUAAAUGACAGUAGAAAUAAGUCCUACGUAUGUUGUUGUACUUCGUAUUGGUUUAAUAUUCAUGUAGAG
Molecule: messenger RNA, 607 nt
Organism: Ectocarpus sp. CCAP 1310/34
Lineage: Eukaryota; Phaeophyceae; Ectocarpales; Ectocarpaceae
Source: the annotation of a GenBank genome assembly